AUGGAGGCCACCAGGAGGCUCAUCCCCUUGACCCUUUUCAUUGUAUUAAGUUUGGCAGAGUUUAAUGUGAGCAAGUCUGAAGGCAAACCCAGCUGCACGGCCAGCCUGGGAGAUGCCAGCCAGUCUGAGAGCCACAAAGCCCUGGUCCUGCAGCUCAGUCCCAGUGAGAACUACCCCUGGAUGCUAGAAAGGCCAGACAAGAAGAACAUCCGAGUCAUCUUUUCCUAUGCUCAAGCUUGACCACAGCGGGGCUGUGAAAGUGAAAACGUUCACGUUUUUGAUGGGAACUCCACCCAGGGGUCCCUGCUGGGGAGAGCCUGCAGCAAAAAUGACUAUGUUCCUGUGUUUGAAUCAGCAUCCAGCACGCUGACGUUUCAACGACUCACCGAUGCAAGAAUCCCGAGAACCGUCUUCAAGACUCGAUUUUGAUUUACACCCCUGGUCACCCUUGCAUCCCUUGCAGCUAUUCCAGACUGUGGUGGGUACCUGGACACCCUCGAAGGCUCCUUUACCAGCCCCAACUACCCAGAGCCAUACCCUAAGAUGGCCUACUGGGUGUGGCACAUACAAGUGGAGGAAGGUUACAAGAUAAAAUUAAACUUCAAAGAGAUUUUCCUGGAAGUGGACGAACAAUGCAGAUUUGACUCUGUCGCUGUCUAUGAUGGAGCCUCCACCACCUGCGGCCUGAUUGGACAAGUGUGUGGCCAUGUGGUGCCCACUUUCGAGUCCUCAUCCAACUCAUUGACCGUCGUGCUAUCUACAGAUUAUGCCAACUCCUACCGGGGCUUCUCUGCCUCCUACUCUUCAAUUUAUGCAGAAAACGUCAACACGACUGCUUUAACUUGCACCUCUGACAAGAUGAGAGUUAUCAUAAGUAAAUCCUACCUGGAAUCAUUCAAAUACAAUGAGAAUAACUUACAGCUAAAUGACCCAACUUGCAGGCCCAAAGUAUCAAAUGUGGUGGAAUUUUCUUUUCCUCUUGAUGGAUGCGGUACAGUCAAAAAGGUAGAAGAUCAUUCAAUUACUUACACCAAUACAAUCACCCUCACUCCAUCCCCACCGUCGGAAGUGAUCCCCCGUCAGAGACACAUGCAGAUUGUCGCCAAGCGUGAGAUGCAGCACACCUCUGUCGCGGAGGUGAUGUACGUAACAGAAGACGACGUAAUACAAAAUCAGAACGUGCUGGGCAAAUACAACACCAGAAUGGCUUUUUUUGAAUCCAAUUCAUUUGAAAAGCCGAUAUUGGAGUUACCAUAUUAUGUGGAUUUGAAUAAAAAUCUUUUCGUUCAAGUCAGUCUACACACCUCAGACCCAAAGUUGGUAUUUCUUGACACCUGUAGGGCUUCGCCCACGCCUGACUUCGCAUCCACAACCUAUGACCUAAUCAAGAGCGGAUGUAAGCAAGAUGAAACUUGUGAGAUAUAGCCUUUAUCUGUGCACUAUGGAAGAUUCCAAUUUAAUGCGUUUAAAUUCCUGAGAAGACUGGGCUCCAUGUAUCUACAGUGCAAGGUGUUCAUAUGUGACAGCGGUGACCACCAGUCUCGCUGCAACCAAGGCUGUGUCUCCAGAAGGAAGCGAGACGUUUCUACAUACAAAUGGAAGGCAGAUGCCGUCAUAGGACCCAUUCGUCUGAAAAGGGAUCCAAGUGCAGGUGGAAAUUCCAGAUUCCAGAAUCAAAUGCACGGAGGAGACACUCGGAGCCAACCUUUCAGCCGUCUACGCCUGUCUUCGUCCGCGGUCCUUUCCCUGAAUGUUGUGGUCGUGGCCUUGGCCAUCGGGAGGCACUUUGUGAAUCAGAGAACAGGCUUCGAAUACCAGGAGCUGCAGGGCUAUUGA
This is a messenger RNA of Pteronotus mesoamericanus, 1836 nucleotides long. It is a transcript of the gene CUZD1, whose product is annotated as CUB and zona pellucida like domains 1. Gene Ontology annotation, cellular component: cell surface. The record is from RefSeq and is a predicted model, not a curated record. Lineage: Eukaryota; Metazoa; Chordata; Mammalia; Chiroptera; Mormoopidae.